GGUAGGGUGUGUGUGAGUAAUUGGACGGAAAUAAACAAUGGAUUUAACAGCUGUUAAAUUGUGCCAUGAACACUCUCCCAUUCGGAUUUGAGGAAUAACUGGGGGAUUGAGUCGAUGGAGAUCUGGAGAUGCCACGAGGACAGCCUGUGAUCAUUAGACAGUUGUGACAGCAUUUCAGAGAUGUUCGGAGAACGCAGACGACUUGGGAGAACAGUCAGUCUCAACAGUAUUGUUUAAAUAUUGAUUAUGUUCAAUUUUUAACCUUUGGGGCUUGAUUUACUUGGAUUUUUCUGCUUUGAGUCACUCCUAGGAUGGCCUAUUCCAUUAAUCGACGACCACUGCUUGGGGGGAGUGAUAGUGAAUUUGAGGAUGACAUCGAGACGGAAAUGGAUGAUGCUAGUGUCUGUGUACCAGAUCAGAAGCAUCUGCUGCCUCUCCCCAGGGACAGGUACAAUAUCGCUUACAUCGUUUUUUAUCUACUGGGGAUAAAUACCCUGAUACCUUGGGCCUUCUUCGUCACUGCCGAUGAGUACUGGAUGUACAAGUUCAGGGAAAUCCAUCAAAACAACACAGGACUCCACAAUUAUACGCACACACAGAUUUUAGAGAAGAGAACAGAGCUGCAAGCGAGUUUUAUGUCUUAUCUGAACAUCGCAAGUGCCAUUCCAAGCACUUUAUUUUUAAUACUGAAUACAUUUCUUAGCAAAAUAUUGUCCCAGCAAGUGAGAAUGGUUGGGACACAAGCUCUUAUUCUUCUAUUAUUUAUCAUGACUACUGCAUUUGUUAAAAUCAAUACUGACGAGUGGCAGAAUACAUUUUUAAUUAUCGUUUUAACAUCAUUUGCUAUUGUUAAUGCAUUGAGUGCAGUUUUUGGAGGUAGUUUAAUGGGAAUAGUGGGUCGAUUCAAUCCAAAAUAUAUAACAGCAAUGACGAGUGGUCAAGCCCUCGGUGGAAUAUUCACAGCACUGACGGAAAUAGUGUCACUCUGGAUAGGAGCUAGCCCAGUUGUCUCUGGUCUCGUCUACUUCAUAAUCGGGGAUAUUGUCCUCCUCGCCUCCUUGAUCGCGUACAUUCUUAUCGAACGAGAGGAAUAUUUCUUGCAUCAUAUGGUGCAGAAGCCGAGGUCACAAGAACCCAAUUUUUCUGUCAAUGCUGAAGUUAGUUUCGUCGAGGGGCACAGGACUAAUUAUCUGAGUAUUUUGAAGAGAACUUGGCUUUAUUCUCUAGCCAUUUUUCUCACGUUUUUCAUUACUAUGGCUGUUUAUCCUGGCGUCACUGUCCUAGUGGAAAGCAAGGAUAAGGGAAAAGGAUAUGCGUGGAAUGAUAUCUACUUUGUACCUGUUGUCACAUAUCUGACGUUCAGCUGUGGAGAUUAUAUCGGCCGAUUGCUGGCUGGAAUUUUUCUCUGGCCAAAAGAUAAGCCGUGGGUGAUCGUGGCGUUUUCCAUUUCUCGAGUGUUCUUCAUCCCAGCAUUUAUGUUCUGCAAUGUCCAACCUCGUCAUCAUCUUCCUGUGUACAUAAACGAUGAUCUGUACUACAUUAUCCUCACAGUUAUCUUCGCCAUUGGCAAUGGCUAUCUGUGCAAUAUCGCAUUUAUCCUCGUCCCGACAAUUGUUGACCCCCACGACAAAGAAAUCGCCUCGGCAAUGAUGGGUGCUUUCCUCGGGCUAGGAAUUUCAAUUGGGUCUGCUCUCAGUUUAUUCCUAGUUAAAUCUCAAUUCACACUCUAGACGACUUAAUUUAAAUAAUUAUUUGUUUUAUAUUAUUAACGACAGAUUUUUUUAUUCUACUGAUUAAGUAUCUCAGCAAUUUUACUCUAAGACAUUCCUCGAAGAACGCACUAUGUACACAACAGUUUAUUCUUUAAUUCUUGUUAUAUCCCGCUCAAUCAUUGAAAUAAUUCAUCUUCCAUGUUCACAAAUUAGUCUCAAGGAAAGUUUAUUAAAUUUUUGUAAGAUAUAUCUGGUAUUCGGAAACGCAAUUCUAGUCUGUGGUGUGUAUAUAAGUGUGAAUAUGUAUUGCAAAAAAUGAUUAGGUUCUGGUCCAUAUUGGAAUCACCAAAUAAUAAAUGCAUUGAUUAUCGUGAUAAUAACUUCAAUAAUUUUAUUUGUAAUAAAAAAAUUACUAUUUUCAGUCAUACAGUGGCUUUUAACAUAGUGAGAAUUUUCCUGAGUGAUCAGCUCGAGGAAAAAAAUCGAAGGACGAAGUGAUUUUAGAUAAUUCAUUGUCUAGAUCUUCGUGAAAUUACUGUCUCUAAAAAUAAUAUUACUUCACAGAAUGAGACUAGUAUCGAACAUAACGUCAUCAGAA
Messenger RNA from Fopius arisanus, 2310 nucleotides. It is a transcript of the gene Ent1, whose product is annotated as Equilibrative nucleoside transporter 1. Gene Ontology annotation, cellular component: plasma membrane. Gene Ontology annotation, biological process: nucleoside transmembrane transport. Gene Ontology annotation, molecular function: nucleoside transmembrane transporter activity. The transcript is spliced from 11 exons. NCBI's taxonomy places the organism in Eukaryota, Metazoa, Arthropoda, Insecta, Hymenoptera, Braconidae. The record is from RefSeq and is a predicted model, not a curated record. The coding region runs from base 312 to 1730 and encodes 472 amino acids.